GUGCUCAUCACUAAAAAAGAAAACAUUAAAAUGAACAGAUUGUUUACAUCAACAAGUUUUAGCUGUAACAAAUUAUUACACCGCACACUGCUUACAAGCUAUUUUAAGACACAAGGAAUAUCACAAAGUGCGAGGAAAAAUGCUGAGAGCAAUGAUAAGAGCGAAGCAGCCCGUCCCUUAAUAUUGGUGGAGAAAGACUCUCACAUAACACUGAUUGGCAUCAACAGAGAACAGCAGCGAAAUUCAAUUGAUGGCGCUACCGCUGAAAAGUUAAGCGAAGCCAUUAGUCAGUUCGAGGAGGAUGACACUUCACCGGUUGGCGUGCUGUAUGGUGUUGGCGGCUCAUUUUCAGCUGGUUAUGAUCUGAAAGAACUGGAGGCGGAAGCGCAACGCGGCAGCUUGAAUUUUCUGUUACGUCGCGAGGGUUCCGUUGGUCCGACAAGAAGACACUUACGUAAGCCCAUAAUAUGUGGCAUUAGCGGAUUUUGUGUGGCUAGUGGUUUGGAACUGGCACUGCUCUGUGAUCUGCGUGUGAUGGAAGACACUGCUGUAGUAGGAUUUUUUAAUCGAAGAUUUGGAGUGCCGCUUAGUGAUGCUGGUAGCGUGCGUCUGGCUGGAGCGGUUGGUUAUUCCAACGCUGUGGACAUAAUAGAGACCGGGCGACGCGUGUAUGCCCAGGAGGCUUUACGCAUUGGUCUCGUAAAUCGAGUUGUAGCCACAGGCACAGCUUUGGGUCAGGCUGUCAAUUUGGCAUUUAGCAUAGCAAAAUUUCCCAUGGCUUCACUGCAGCAUGACCGCAAUGCUGUGUUAGAUAACGCUAACGCCUAUAACAGGCCCGGUUUCUAUGCGGCUGUUAACAACGAGAUAAUGAACGUGACCGCGCCUAUGAUAUCAGAUAUGCAAGAGGGCGUCAAACGUUUUAAAACCUCUGAAAUGAAAGGAGCCAAAACUGACUCAUGGCACGUCAAGGAAAAGUCCAUUCCAGAUUGGGAGAAAGCUGAAAUUGAUAUUGAGCAGCUGAACAAAAAGACAUGAAUCUUUUAUAUAGUUUCCGGAUGAAGUGCAAUUAACAAUCCAAUAUGUAUAUUUAGGGAAAAUGUUUGUUUAAAGUUUAGUAUUUAAGGCCUAUAAUGUGUAAAGUA
This is a messenger RNA of Drosophila busckii, 1142 nucleotides long. RefSeq names its product probable enoyl-CoA hydratase. Bases 31 to 1035 code for a protein of 334 amino acids. The transcript has 2 exons. The record is from RefSeq and is a predicted model, not a curated record. Lineage: Eukaryota; Metazoa; Arthropoda; Insecta; Diptera; Drosophilidae.